AUGUACACCUCUGGCCAAGCCGUCGUCCACCCUCGGCUCUCGGUGCUCUCUACGAGCUCGCUGCCAUCUGAACACUCAUCUCUCGGAACGGCUUCUUCUACUACUCGAUUCUCCCUCCCUCCUUCCGGUAGCAGCACCCCAGUACCGAUGCCUACAUCGGCGAGCACAUUAAGCUUGUCAAAGACGCCGAUGACAGCUGUCAAUCUCGUCCGACCAAACAUCUACGAUCGUCCACUAAACAAGACACGAACAAGCGAAGUAUCUCUCGCUGCGUUCACUUUUCUCUUCUCAGAGAUGAUUCAAUACACACAAAAGAGAGUGAAUGGAGUCGCAGAUUUCGAGCGCAAGCUAAAUACACUGGGGUAUAGAAUGGGUCUUAAAAUGCUCGAGCUUCAUGCAUGGAGGACAGAGGGAACCUCAAAGGCACCGAAACGGGAAACUAGGUUUCUCACAGUGCUUUCGACGAUUGGAAACGUCAUGUGGAAAGCCUUCUUUGGUCGUGCGAUGGACGCUAUCCAAAAGAGCGUCACCAAGGACGACGAAUUCAUGUUGAUCGAGAAUGAUCCAGCUAUUACUAAAUUCAUCUCAAUCUCAAAGGACAUGGGGAGUUUGAGUUGCUCAGCACUGACCGCAGGUGUAGUAGAAGCCAUACUCGACGGCCUAGGCUUCCCAGCGCGGGUGACAGCUCAUAAUGUGCCGACGGAGGCGAACCCGAAUUGCACGACGAUCCUCAUCAAACUUGACCGUAGUGUGCUAGAUCGUGCCGUCACAACACGGACGGCCACCCUCAAUGGGUUCGAGGAAGACGAGAGGCUCCAUACUGUGGCAUUUAGUGAGGAUAAGACCACUUCUAUCAAUUCGUACGGAUAUAGCCCUCACCCUCUCUCCGCCUAUAUCUCUUGGGUGCGAGACGUUAUCACUUCGGGUCCAGUCCCUCCAAGGAAGCCGUUUAUUGUCAGCAUUACCUCUUCGAGCCCUCAAGAACUUUCAGAGAUGCUUGAUAUGGUCAUGGACCUGCGGAAAUCCCUCGCGUCCCAAUCUGGAUUCCAAUUACCAAAUGGAGGCAACCUAAUUGCCGUCGAGCUCAACACAUCUUGUCCAAAUAUCCCCGACAAGCCACCACCAGCAUAUACGCCACGAGAAGGCUUGAAACCAUUGCUAGAAGUCAUGGCAAACACUGCCCGAGAGGACCCCACGGCUACAUUUGGCCUCAAACUCGCGCCAUUCGUCUACAGGAAGCAACAACAAGACUUGGUGGAUGUCAUUAGCGAAUUUACGACGUUUGGGAGAAAUCCAUUUAGCUUCUUCACUUGCACAAAUACGUUGGGUUCAUGCGUCAUGGUACAGGAUAACGCACCGAAUGGUGAGUCUGUUGCGUUGCCCACCAAGUACGGUGGUCUAGCUGGUGAACCGCUUCACUAUCUGGCUCUCGGAAACGUGAUGGCUUUUUCUGAAUUGCUCGCAAGUCACCCUGAUCCAGCAAUGAAGGAAAUAGGGAUUAUAGGAGUCGGUGGCGUCACCUCGCCUCAGGCUUUUCAACGCAUGCGUAAAGCAGGAGCGUCUGCGGUGGCUUGCGCGACGGCCCUCGGUCUAGAAGGUGUUGGAGUCUUCGACCGCCUGUUGCCAAAGUAA
Messenger RNA from Serendipita indica DSM 11827, 1632 nucleotides. Lineage: Eukaryota; Fungi; Basidiomycota; Agaricomycetes; Sebacinales; Serendipitaceae. The record is from the annotation of a GenBank genome assembly.